AUGGCAGCGCCCCCAUCAAGAACGGUUCUACGUAUUGAAACAGAGUUAAAAGAUUUACAACAAAGUCCAUUGGAAUUUGUUAACAAUCUAGAAACUGUUGAUGAUAAUCACUACGAGUGGAAAGGCAAGAUGAUGGGUCCACCAGAUACUCCAUAUGCCGGUAAAACAUUGGAAUUUACAAUAACAUAUACACAAGAAUAUCCCUUGAGAGCACCUACAUUUAAAUUCAUAACACAAAUAGAUCAUCCAAAUAUACAUUCAAAAGAUGGUACGAUUAGUUUAGCUUUAUUGCAACGAGAAUGGACACCGAAAAUAUCAAUGAGAACAAUUUUACAAGGUGUUUAUUCAUUAUUAGUUCUUCCAGAUCAUAAUACACCGAUUGAGCCAGAAAAAGCAAACCCCAAGACAUAA
Messenger RNA from Didymodactylos carnosus, 411 nucleotides. The record is from the annotation of a GenBank genome assembly. NCBI's taxonomy places the organism in Eukaryota, Metazoa, Rotifera, Eurotatoria, Philodinida, Philodinidae.